AUGAAAAUCAGAUCAGGCAUUCUGCCUCGCUUGAAGCAGUUGAAGCUUCCAGAGGAGUUCAUCGUGGAUCAGAAUGGUUGUGAUGUCACGCUACGUUUGUUCAUUCAGUGGCAAAGAAUGCACGCCUGGCUGGGGUUGAAGCUUCCAGAGGAGUUCAUGAUGGAAGAUCUUUCUGGUGAGAAUCUUCUCUUUAUCUUUACGGGCCGUGUUUCAACAACAAUCUCGAGGAGGACUGGCACCAGUUUUGGAGGACAACGUAGGAACAGGAACGCAUUCAACAUUCUGCCUUUGUCAAAUGGGCGACGAAUGAUGAGAGGUGGGCAGUGGUGGGAGUCAGCACGUUUCAAAUGGUGGUCUCAUGAUGGUGGUGUAGGAAGAAUCAGCUCGUUGGCUGGUCGACUGACACUCUGCAGUUCGGAUGACAUCUUGUGUGCCGACCAGAUGAUGGUGAAUGAUGAGAGGUGGGCUGUGGUGGGCGUCAGCACAUUUCAGACGGUGGUCUCAUGA
Messenger RNA from Helobdella robusta, 507 nucleotides. RefSeq lists its product as hypothetical. Bases 1 to 507 code for a protein of 168 amino acids. The transcript is spliced from 6 exons. Lineage: Eukaryota; Metazoa; Annelida; Clitellata; Rhynchobdellida; Glossiphoniidae. The record is from RefSeq and is a predicted model, not a curated record.